Messenger RNA from Haemonchus placei, 342 nucleotides. Lineage: Eukaryota; Metazoa; Nematoda; Chromadorea; Rhabditida; Trichostrongylidae. The record is from the annotation of a GenBank genome assembly.
AUGAUAUCUGAAGACGAUUUUAACACCCUGAUCAACAAGCCACAACGAAACUUAGAGCACAUCGCUUCGAGCAUAGGCCACGUGCGCAACGCCAUUGAGAAAUCGUCUCCACCGGCAGCCUCGGAAGACGCGUUAGACGGCGCUAAGGACGAUAGCGACGGCGAGGGGGAGGGCAUUCAGGUGCUUCAGCCAGAGCCGAACCCUCCCGAGGAAGCGGAGGUCAAACGCCAAAUAUAUAGAGAAAUACCCAACGCUUAUGUAAAAAUAGAGGAACUUAACUCAUCGCCGAACUCAAAAGGAGACCCAGAUGUGAACCCAGGGACAUCAGUCGAGGAGUCAUAA